This is a messenger RNA of Aspergillus affinis, 1260 nucleotides long. Its product is annotated as sugar isomerase. The record is from RefSeq and is a predicted model, not a curated record. Gene Ontology annotation, molecular function: carbohydrate derivative binding. Gene Ontology annotation, biological process: carbohydrate derivative metabolic process. NCBI's taxonomy places the organism in Eukaryota, Fungi, Ascomycota, Eurotiomycetes, Eurotiales, Aspergillaceae. Bases 1 to 1260 code for a protein of 419 amino acids. The transcript has 2 exons.
AUGAUAACGAAUCUCUCUAUUUUACCUAUGACCCCUCCAGACCCCACGGAUACGGACUUGUUAAAAUCCCCCGGGAAUCAAUGGAGCACCUCAGUGAACUCCGCCGUCCAUGUCAUUUCCACGGAGCGCGCUGCCCUGGCGAAUUUGGAACACCUGUACCAGACGAAUCCUUUGGCGCAGGAGCAUCUCGCGCGCGCGGUGAGCCAGAUCGCCUCUAGUAUUCGAAAUGGCGGCAAAUUGGUGUGUUGCGGGGUAGGCAAGAGUGGAAAGAUCGCUCAAAAACUGGAGGCAACGAUGAACAGCAUGGGUAUAUACAGCGCAUUCCUACACCCUACGGAGGCAUUGCAUGGUGAUCUGGGCAUGAUUCGACCGCAAGAUACGCUGUUGUUGAUAUCGUUCUCGGGUCGCACCCCCGAGCUUCUACUGCUACUGCCCCAUAUCCCUUCCACCGUCCCGGUGAUUGCCAUCACAAACCACCUUCAUCCGGCGACAUGUCCGCUUUUAUCCUUCCAGCCUUCCGACAUGGGUAUUCUCUUACCGGCUCCGGUGCACGAAGAUGAAGAAACCUCGUUUGGCGUCAGCGCUCCGACAUCGUCCACUACAGUAGCCCUGUCGUUGGGCGAUGCCUUGGCCAUCGCCACCGCCAGGCGACUACAUACCACCCCGGGACGAGGGCCUGCCGAGAUCUUCAAGAGCUUUCAUCCUGGCGGGGCCAUUGGAGCGGCAUCCAACGUUACGACGCCAAUGAGUAUGUCGACUGUAUCAUUCCCGUCAACUAGUUCCGACGAACCGCAACAACCCAUCUUGUCGUUUCCUCGACAGGAGGAAGCGAUUCGCGUCCCACCCCUUGCUGAGAUGCUAGUGUCGAUCGACCAAAUCCCGACGGUGUUUGCAGCGGGCAAGAUACGCUUAUUGAACAUCCUCCUCACUGCUAUCCAACACCCCAACGCCAAAUCGUGGGUAUCUUUGUCUCCCUCGGAGAUCAUCCCCCCACGACAUCUUCGUUCUCUUUCGCAGAGCAGCUAUGUGGAUAUGGAAGUUACCGCGUUCACCAGCCUCGGUCUCCCCUUCGCGGUUCCUCGCACGGACUGGCUGCGCGUUCCCUACUCAACAACUAUCGAGCAUGCGCGCCAGCUAGUCUCGAAAACCACCACAUCCACAGGAUCUCCGGUCACGGUGAUCGCGGUCAUGAAAGACCAGAAUCCUGAUGAUCUAUUGGGAGUCAUCGAAGUCGAGGAUCUAUGGAAUCAGUACGCUUGA